AUGGCUAAUAAUCCCCAGCCCCGUUUCUCCCGGCGGGACGAGAACCUCAUCGGCUCAUCGUCUGCCGCUCGCUUUGAACGCUCUAUCCGUGGGGCCUUCGAUCGAAACAUGACUUGUCCCGUUCAGGAGGCAGACUGCGAUGUAUUUUUGGGUAAAUUCAGAGUAGGCAGCGAGGCAAAGUCAUGA
This is a messenger RNA of Penicillium samsonianum, 186 nucleotides long. RefSeq lists its product as uncharacterized. The transcript has a single exon. NCBI's taxonomy places the organism in Eukaryota, Fungi, Ascomycota, Eurotiomycetes, Eurotiales, Aspergillaceae. The coding region runs from base 1 to 186 and encodes 61 amino acids. The record is from RefSeq and is a predicted model, not a curated record.